GAGAUUUUUAUGUCUUAGAAUCUUAAUCUUAAGAAAAACAAACAUGGCCGUAUGACAACAUUGGUUAAGCAAGAGGUUAGAGCUACAAAUUAAGAAAGAAAAAGGGCUGGAGUGAAUUUUCAUAGACUGAAGGGGUUAUGUGUAGUUCCACAAAAAGUCAAUAGAUCGCAGUAUUGGUACUCAAAUUUGCCAGACGAUUGCCGGAACUGAAAAAAAGCUCCCCUUUCCGGGAAUGGCAGGAAUGGCGAUGUUUGCCUCAAAUCUCUCCAGCGAGCCGAGAGACUACCUCCCUCGCUGGUCGUCGAUAUCCGCGAAUGGGUCAGCGCAAUUCUCCCCGACACGAUGAGGAUUCAUGAGUGGGCGCCUUUCCAUGAGAAGUUUGGGUGCAAGCCUCUUACUGGUCGGAGAGGAGUAAGAAGGAGGAGGGCUCCUCCGCUCGCAUUCUGUCAACCGGUGCCCUCUGCUCGGCCUGCACCAAAAGCUACUGCCUGGCCUGUGCCCGCAGUCGAAACCGUGCGCUUGGAGGUUACUCCUCAACCGGAGACUCCGGUUCUCGCAGUUCGUUCAACGAGCGAAUCUUCCCGCGUCGGUAGUGGAGAGGCCCCGUCGAAGAGGCGAAGGGUAGUGUUGGAAGGGGCUUCUUUAGCCGAAACACCCUCGAGGGGCGACCUUGUUUCGACGGCGCCCGAGAUCGGUGGUGGUGCCAACCUGGAUAUGGAGGCGACUCCCGUUGCAAGCGUUCAAGAGGCUACUGUGACGGAGGGACGAAGUUCUAAGGCUGAUAUUGUUGUUCCGAGCAGGCCUUCGUCAUCUCGGCCGAACAACACCCCUUCUUCGGCCAAUGAGAGGGGGGAAAGGUGUCAUGGUUGAGGAUUAUGAAUCCGAAUCCGACAUUGACCCUGAGAACAUGAGGAUAUUCGAGGAGGGUUUUACCCGAACUGUGGUAAGAGCGGAAGGCCCUUCCCGAAUACUCGAAAUUCCAUCGGAUCUCAACCUGUUGCAAGACACGGUUGAUUUGGUGCCACAGUUCGAUCUUCUAUGCUCCGCCGCUGAGAGCGAAUCCCUUCAGGAGGUCAACGAUUCUGGGUUGUCACGCGGUGUGGCCGCGAUGGCCUUAAGUCCCCUUUUGGUUUCUUCGUUUUGUGACCUUUGUUUUUACACUGACUCUUUCUUCCCUCUCUUUUUUUUAGACUUACAUGCUGGAGAUCGAGAGUGCUCGCAGGGCUGAGACGCGAGCCAAGAUUUUUCUGAAAAUGGCCGAGAAGUAUCGGCGGUAUCGCAACAGAUGCCGUGAGAUGCACUAGCAGCUCAGAGCGGGCGCUAGUACCUAGUCUACCAGGGAGGAGUUGAAGAAAAGAGAUGAGGAACUGAUGCGGUCUAUCCGCAGAUGCAGUGAGCUUGAGGAGUUGCUCCAUGCCAAGGACGAAGAGCUCGAGGUGGGCAAAGGGAUUGCCGCGAAGUGCGAGGACUUUCAGGCGAAUGUACUAUCUUUACGAGCUGAGCUUGAGCAAAAUGCUACUAAGGUCGACACUCUGAGUGUAGAAUGGGCGGAGAAGGUGGCCGAACUAGAAAAGAAAGUGGCCGAGAUGGAGAGAGCCGAGGAUGCUCGAGUGUUGGCUUUGGCGAGGGCGGCGACGCUAGAGGACACCAUUCGUGUCCUCAAGUCUGAGCAGGAAACUGAGAGGGCGACGAUCACACUGAGGGAGGCAUGACUCGAGUAACGUAUUGGUGAAAUUGACCGCGAAGCUUCGAGCCUAGGAGACCGGGUCGCAACUCUAGAGGCCGAGAAGGCGCAACUAUUGGCUCAGAUCGAUUCUGCCUCUGUCGCUGUCCCCCGCUGCUUGUAUGAGUUAUGGGUCCAUGUCGAGGCCCAACGUGAUAUAUACAAGGGUUUGUGGGAGGCAGGGAGUAUCCUUGAGGCCGCCUUUGAAGAUGCUCGGGCGAAGGCAUGCGAGGCUCGUAUUUUUGCGGUUACGACCCUGCGACAUCGGAGGCUGGUGAGGGCGUUGAGGUUGAGGAUGGACUUUCUGAUGAUGAUGAUGAUGAUGUGGAGAACGGCGGUGGAGAUGACUCCGAGUGAAACUUUGUCGCAACAUUUGUACUUUUUUUUUGUUCUUUUGUUGUUUAGUUUCAACUUUUUCUUGAGGGCCUGCUUUGGCCUUUUGUAAGGUGCGACUGUUGCGCAUGUACAUUUGAAUAAAAUAGUUGCUUCGUCUUUGUUUGUGUAUCUUUUGACUUUCUUUCUUGGGGAGAAGAUCUUCGGAUUUCUCCGUGACAAGUCCCUGAACUUUUAAUUGGGAAUCCGACUUCGCUCGGAUCAAAUUUGAGUCAGAUUUCGUGGUGUGAGUUCGAAUGGAGUCGCCCCGGAUCUGCAAGUUCGGACGAGGUCGACUUCUGAUUUGCCAACUUGGGCUGAAUCAACCUUGAUUUGUCUAUUCGAAUGAGGUUGAAUUGACUUGCCAACUUGGGCGAAGUCAAUCUUGACUUAAGUAUUCGAACGGGGUCGAACUUAGACUUGCCAAUUUGGGCGAAGUCAGUCUUGACUUAUAUAUUCGAGCAAGGUCGAACUUAGAGUUGCCAAUUUGGGCGAAGUCAGUCUUGACUUAUAUAUUCGAGCAAGGUCGAACUUAGAGUUGCCAAUUUGGGCGAAGUCAGUUUUGACUUAUAUAUUCGAACGAGGUCGAACUUAGAGUUGCCAAUUUGGGUGAAGUCAAUUUUGACUUAUAUAUUCGAGCGAGGUCGAACUUUCCUUUCAUUUGGCGAUAGCCGAUGGCCGUAAGGGUGUUAAUUCGAGCGAGGUCGGUAUUGUAACCCGUUUGUAAAUUCGAGCGAGGUCGAAUUUUCCUUUCGUUUGGCGAUGGUCGAUGGCCGUAAGGGUGUUAAUUCGAGCGAGGUCGGAAUUGUAACCCGUUUGUAAAUUCGAGCGAGGUCGAAUUCUCCUUUCGUUUGGCGAUGGCCGUAAAGGUGUUAUCGAGCGAGGUCGGAAUUGUAACCCGUUUGUAAAUUCGAGCGAGGUCGAAUUCUCCUUUCGUUUGGCGAUGGCCGUAAAGGUGUUAUCGAGCGAGGUCGGAAUUGUAACCCGUUUGUAAAUUCGAGCGAGGUCGAAUUCUCCUUUCGUUUGGCGAUGGUCGAUGGCCGUAAGGGUGUUAAUUCGAGCGAGGUCGGAAUUGUAACCCGUUGCAUUACUUUUAUUGAAUGUUACUCGUCGCCGUAUUGUUUAUGCGUGCGUCGGGGUGAGUCCCGGUUUGCUUAAUUUUGCUUUCAUUAGAGAGUACUGUGCGUUUCCUGGGUGAGUCCCAGUCUGCUCAGUUUGCUUUCAUUGGGGAAUACUAUGCGUUUCAUGGGUGAGUCCCAGUCUGCUUAGCUUUGCUUUCAUUGGGGAAUACUGUGCGUUUCAUGGGCCCAUUGCUCAGUCUCUUGUUCUGGAGAUUGUUUCUUAGUAGUCGACCUGUGCUGAGCCGUUUCUAUUAUUUGUAGUGCGGUACGGCUUAGAGGGCUUUGCUCGGUCAUUGCUUGCGAGAUGGUAUGGUACGGAACCUUCUCCUGGUGUGUUUUGGUGGCGUUCGUUCCUUGUUCGCGUACCUUUAAGAACGCUCGUGUUCUUGUUCUGAACCAAAAAGGGAGCAUGAUAAGCUAAACCCAAACGAAAUUGCUUGUUACCUUGGCCUGGUAAACGGUGAGAGGGGGUGCGGCGCUGUAGGGUCACUCGCUUCGCCUCGUGCUCGAAUGACGGUUUCAGAUUUGGCAGCCGUGUUCGGCUUCGUCGUUAGUCGCGUCUAGGCCUCUCAUGGGUUGGACUUACCUUGCCCGUUGGGGUAUCGAGAUCGAGUCCCAAUCCGAUAUGUGCAAACAAUAAGGGAAACAUGUCAUACUUUGCUCAUAAAUCACACGGUGCGUGUGGGUAUGAAAAUGAGGCAGGGUAUGCCCGUUAUUUCAAAGAAUCACACAGUAGGAUAUUGUCUCUUCCUAAGGGGUGGAAUUACAUGCCGGUAUAUAAGGUGAAUAUGUCAAAUGGGAUUGCGGUCAUGUUAAGUGCAUAGUGACCGUGCGGUCAUGCUAAGUGCAUAGUGACCGUGCGGUCAUGCUAAGUGCAUAGUGACCGUGAUCCUGCUUUAAACAUGCAUAUGACGUGCCAAACCUAUCGCUAAAGAUGAGGCGUGGGUUUUGCAUAGACAUCGGGCAUAAUUUCUAUUUCGUGUAGGGACCUGACCUAGAUUGGUUUGGUUAUCUCAAAAGCUUAUCUACCACUUUUUCGAGUUGGUGUUUAUACCGAGAUGGUGAUGCUAUGACAGCCUGGGAGUGAUACUUGGCUGGUUUUAGAUCUAAAGGAAACUAAAAUUUUGGCUAAGAAAUCCCCACAGACGGCGCCAAAUUGUUUGACCAAAAAGUGUUAAGCUUUUUGUUAAACUAAUUAAUGAGAAGCUGAAUUAAUUCUAGAUCAAAGCAUGCUAAAGACGAGAACAAAAUAUAAUCAAGCUCAUAACUCUUUUUAAUGUUAUAAAGAUAUCAAAUAUAAAUGACAAGCUUACAUUCUCGAUGCAUUGUUCCGUAAUGUAAGAGCGAAGAAGAAAAGGGGGGGGGGGGUGCUAUUGAUUAUUGAUUCAGCAACGAUGAUUACAAAGAUUUGCCACCAGGAUCUAGACUUUUACUUUGUGGUUGUCAGAGGUUCUCUUUGUUCUUCUGUCUCCCUUCCUUGGAGGAGGAGAGGCUCCCUUUCUUGUCUUCUUACCUCCUAUAUAUACUAUCAAUAUUCCCUUUUCUCCAUCGGUCUUUAACCGGAAUGCCUUCAUCCCUUGACUGUCCUUCACGUCGCCUCCCUCAAAUAUCACGAUAUUUACUUCACCCUACAGGCUUUUGGGAUGGCUCGAUUUCGGCAGUGGCCGAGGUCUUCCUUGUUAUUACACCCCGUGGGUAUGACCACGGCUUAGUCGACCUCUUACCAUCCCUGGUAGCGCUAAUCCACGUGUGGUCGGAUUUUGACCCAUACAUUAAUAAAUGGCGAAUUACAAACAACUCGCCAACUUGCAUGCACAUGUGUACCGGGUAACUCUGUCUACCAAUGCUUGGAGAUGGGAAGAAAUUACCUAGUGUUUUUUGAACAAAUUUUUUAAUAUAUAAGUUAAAUAAUGAUAUAUUCAUUCAAACGGGCCAAGAAGGUGCUAAAAUGAGUGUUACAACUUACAUACAAAAGUUCUGGCCCAAUGUUUCAGAUAGGGAGUUUAAUCUUCAUUCAAAGCAUCUCUGAUUACUCUUUUUUCCCAAAUAAGACAUAUACUAGAAGUGUUUCAGACGAUUCUAUUGCUUUCCUGAAUUUUCCUCUCCUUUUAGCUAAAGAAAAAUUGUCUAAUAUACUUACACACCACCCAUUGUACCGCAGAAAGACUCAGAAAUGUACACAAGAUCUGAAAAACUAAUGGGCAGUGUAAAAUUAGGAUGAUCUACAUUUUUGAAUUCUCAUUUCUAUGUAACAUCUGCUGCAUAUUAUAAAUCCCCCUUUUCUUAAAUGUUUUUUUCAUUUUAAAGUCAGGCAUGUUAAUGAAUUUCUUGUGGAUGUUUCAUCGAUUACCUAUCCAACCUAACAAUUUUCCUUGAAAUACUAGAUUGAGGGUUCGUGGGAUAUCAGUCCUUAUAUUAGGAAAAGAGGUAUCCAGUCCUCCCGGAUUAGAUUGAAUAAGUGAAAUAGUGUGUGGAUUGAAUUUCUAUUUCAUGUCUGGCAUGAAGGAUGAUGCACCAGAGAAAUACAGAUUAAUUUUUUCAUUUCCAUAUGCCUCUAAUUAAAUGAAAGAAUUUCACUAAAAAGUCAGAUGAAGGAUCAAAAACACAACAGAAGAAUCUCUUAUAUUAGAGGAUUAUUUUGACAUUUGGCCUUUCAGAGGGAUCCCCCACCCACGGUAGAUGACAGUGAGGGUUUUCCAGAUUGGCCUGCCAAAGGUGGGAUUAGAGUAGAUAAAUCCCAACCAGUCGAUCUCCAAUCCCUCAUGCUAAACGACCCUAAAGGUGUCAACAUUAGUAUAAAAUAAAUGAAUUGAUCAGAUUGGAAAGGGUAGCAACAACAACAACAACAACAACAACUUACCCAGUAUAAUCCUACAGGUGAGGUCUUGGGAGGUUAGUGUGU
This is a messenger RNA of Nicotiana tabacum (common tobacco), 6118 nucleotides long. NCBI's taxonomy places the organism in Eukaryota, Viridiplantae, Streptophyta, Magnoliopsida, Solanales, Solanaceae. The record is from RefSeq and is a predicted model, not a curated record.